Molecule: messenger RNA, 1519 nt
Organism: Morus notabilis
Lineage: Eukaryota; Viridiplantae; Streptophyta; Magnoliopsida; Rosales; Moraceae
Product: 4-coumarate--CoA ligase 1
Exons: 4
Coding region: 38-1519 (493 amino acids)
Molecular function (GO): CoA-ligase activity
Source: RefSeq, a predicted model, not a curated record
UUACUCGUUGCUCUAAUUUGCUCAACUAAAACCUCCAAUGGAUCCUGCGCAUCAUGAUCACAAAGAAGAAAAUGGUCACGAACAGUUCAUUUUUCGCUCAAAACUCCCUAACAUUCACAUCCCCAACCACCUUCCUCUCCACACCUACUGCUUUCAAAACAUCUCCAAAUUCAAAGAUCGCCCAUGUCUGAUCAACGCCUCCACCGGCGACGCCCACACCUACGCCGACGUCGACCUCGCGGCGCGCCGAGUCGCCGCGGGGCUCCACGGCUUGGGUAUCCGGAAGGGUGACGUCGUCAUGCUCUUGCUCCAUAACUGCCCCGAAUUCGUCUUCGCCUUCCUCGGCGCGUCGCAUCUCGGAGCCGUCACCACCGCCGCCAACCCGCUAUUCACCCCCGCCGAGGUCGCGAAGCAGGCGACGAACUCCAAAGCCAAACUCAUAAUCACUUUCUCGGCUUACGUAGGGAAGGUGGAGGAAUUAGCCCUAGAGAAAAAUCACAACGGUUUGAGGAUCGCGUGCAUCGACGCGCCGCCCGAGGGGCGCGUGGAUUUCUCGGAGGUGAUGCUUGCCGACGAGAAGGAAAAACCGACGGUGGAGAUCGAACCGGACGAUGUCGUUGCACUGCCGUAUUCUUCGGGCACGACGGGGCUACCGAAAGGGGUGAUGGUGACACACAAGGCGCUUGUGACAAGCGUGGCGCAGCAAGUCGACGGUGAAAACCCUAACUUGUACUACCGCAGCGAGGACGUGAUUCUCUGCGUGCUUCCUUUGUUCCACAUUUACGCUCUAAACUCGAUUUUGCUAUGCGGAUUACGGGUCGGAUCGGCGAUCUUGAUCAUGCCGAGGUUUGAGAUCGGCAAGUUGUUAAAAUUAGUGGAGUGGUAUAAGGUGACGGUAACACCAUUUGUUCCGCCGAUACUCUUGUCGAUCGCGAAAAACCCCGAUCUCGACCGAUACGAUUUGUCGUCGAUUCGGAUGAUUAUUACGGGCGGAGCGCCGAUGGGGAAGGAACUUGAGGAGGCCGUUAAGGAUAAGCUUCCUCAUGCCAAGCUUGGGCAGGGUUAUGGGAUGACAGAAGCGGGAUCGGUGUCGAUGUGCUUGGCAUUUGCCAAGGAACCCUUCCCCAUAAAAUCUGGUGCAUGCGGCACCGUCGUGAGGAAUGCCAAGAUAAUCGACCCUAACACCGUCUUGUCACUUCCACGAAACCGAGCUGGCGAGAUUUGCAUCAGAGGUAGCCAAAUCAUGAAAGGAGAGGUUCCUGUUGCGUUUGUAGUGAAAUCAGGUGCUUCAGAUAUUAACGAAGAGGACAUCAAGCAAUAUAUCUCAAAACAGGAUUUAGCUGGAUUACAAGCCAACUUGUAUCAAGAAAUGCUGAAAAUUGAUGGCUUAGAUGAUGAUCAAGUUCAUGAUGCCACCAAUAGUUUAGCAACAAAGCAUGAUUUGCUACGUGUAUUCUACAACAUUCCGGAUCAACUCAAGAAGGGAUACAUCCUCAAAAUUCUUAGUCGUGGGGUUUAA